Cyclospora cayetanensis is the source of this 222-nucleotide messenger RNA. Its product is annotated as ubiquitin-like protein 5. The coding region runs from base 1 to 222 and encodes 73 amino acids. The record is from RefSeq and is a predicted model, not a curated record. NCBI's taxonomy places the organism in Eukaryota, Apicomplexa, Conoidasida, Eucoccidiorida, Eimeriidae. Gene Ontology annotation, biological process: mRNA splicing, via spliceosome; protein modification process. Gene Ontology annotation, molecular function: protein binding; protein tag activity. Gene Ontology annotation, cellular component: cytoplasm; nucleus. The transcript is spliced from 2 exons.
AUGAUUGAGGUGAUCCUGAAUGACCGCUUGGGACGCAAAAUCCGCGUCAAAUGCAACCCUGAUGAUACAGUCGGCGAUUUAAAGAAGCUGGUUGCUGCUCAAUGCGGAACUCGCGAGGACAAGAUUCGCAUUCAGAAAUGGUAUACAGUGUACAAGGAUCACAUUACUCUUGAGGACUACGAGAUUCAUGACGGCAUGGGCUUGGAACUGUAUUACAAUUAA